UAUAUGUCUUGAGAUAUUCCCAAAGUACCAUCAGAAUAUAUAAGCUUGAUCAUGUCAUCUCCAAAGAUCCCAUUGUGGGUAGAUUGCGACCCAGGUCAUGAUGAUGCAUGUGCCAUCUUGAUCGCAGCAUACCACCCAUGCUUCGAACUCCUGGGCGUAUCGACCGUUCACGGUAAUGCCUCACUUCAAAAGUGCACAAACAAUGCCCUCAGCGUCCUCGAGGCCAUAGGCAAACCCGAGAUACCCGUCGUGCCAGGAUCCUCUCGGCCUUUCUGCCGCACAGUCGAUACGGCAUCUGACAUCCACGGAGAAAGCGGCCUGGCCGGAACAUCUCUACUUCCUCAACCAUCACGACUGCCACUCUCGCAUUGCAAUGCUGUCAAAGAGAUGCGAGACGCUCUCCUCGCACAACCCAAGAACACAUCAUAUCUAGUCACUUGUGGUCCGCUCACAAAUGCGGCACUUCUUUUCGCGACGUUUCCCGAGGUUGCAGAGCACAUCGCUGGGUUCUCGGCCAUGGGCGGCGCAAUCGGCUCCAACUUCACAAAUGUAUCCAUGGGCCCACCGUAUUUGGAUUCCCGAGGCGUCUCUCGCGACCGGACUGGCAACAAGACGCCAUUUGCCGAGUUCAACAUCUGGGUAGAUCCAGAAUCAGCCCGAUCUAUACUUCAAAACCCCGUCCUGCAACCCAAGACGACAUUGAUCACGUUGGACCUCACACACCAAGCCUACGCCACUCGCAGGGUUCAAAACAUGCUUCUCAACCACGGUAACCCGUCACAGCUACGAGUAAUGUUCAACGAGCUCCUGAUGUUCUUCGCUCAAACCUAUGCGGAAGUAUUCGGCCUGACCGAAGGACCUCCCCUGCACGAUCCUCUCGCCGUGGCCGUUUUACUGGACCGUCAUCCUGACGAAGACGUAAGGAUAUCAUUUGACGACCAAGGUGGCGAGAGAUGGGACGUGGACGUCAUCCUGGAAGGUGAACAGAUUGGCCGUACCACCAUCACGAAAGCGUCGUCCGGUCAUGGUGUGCGGAUACCCAGAUCCCUCGAUGCCGAUAAAUUCUGGCAUGCGCUGGAACUUUGCAUGAACAGAGCGGACCAGGCCACAGGCUUUGGGAGGGGCAAAAGCGCCCCUAACAACUAAAAUGUCCAUCUCGUUUUAGAUAUCUUAUCGACAUAUUCGUUAUUUACGUGGGAUAUGGAGGUGAAAAGUAACUUGGAUAUGAAAGACAUAGACUCGCUCCCAAUUCA
Exophiala oligosperma is the source of this 1253-nucleotide messenger RNA. RefSeq lists its product as uncharacterized. Gene Ontology annotation, cellular component: cytosol. Lineage: Eukaryota; Fungi; Ascomycota; Eurotiomycetes; Chaetothyriales; Herpotrichiellaceae. The transcript has 3 exons. The coding region runs from base 52 to 1146 and encodes 364 amino acids. Gene Ontology annotation, molecular function: purine nucleosidase activity. The record is from RefSeq and is a predicted model, not a curated record. Gene Ontology annotation, biological process: purine nucleoside catabolic process.